AAAAAAAAAAAAAAAAAAAANAAAAAAGAGAAGGAAGGAGAAGGAGAGAGGAGAAGUGUGAUUCGACCGAUUCUCUAAUCGUGGAGUUCUCAAUUUACAAGGAAUCUGGAAUAUUGUGUGGGUUUUUUAUUUGCCGGAGAUGAGAAGCGGCGGGUUGGAAAUGAUGUCAUCUUCGUCGGGGAUUUUGUCGUCUUCUUCGGCGGCAGCAAUCGUAGCGCUUAAUCUCAAGGAGGCUACGAAUUGGUGGUCGGAUGUGAAUGAAUCUCCGGUGUGGCAAGAUCGUAUCUUUCAUAUCCUCGCUGUUCUUUAUGGGAUUGUUUCCGUCAUUGUUGUGGUUCAAUUGAUAAGAAUACAAUUGAGGGUUCCUGAAUACGGCUGGACGACGCAAAAGGUCUUUCAUUUUCUCAAUUUCCUGGUGAACGGAGUUCGAGCUCUAGUUUUUGUCUUCCGGAGAGAUGCACAGAAGAUGCAGCCAGAGAUUCUGCAACAUAUGUUGCUUGACAUUCCAAGUCUUGCUUUCUUCACUACAUAUGCGCUCCUGGUGCUCUUUUGGGCAGAAAUAUACUACCAGGCACGUGCUGUAUCUACUGAUGGGCUGAGGCCAAGUUUCUUCACAAUUAAUGCAGUUGUAUAUGUAAUUCAGAUUGCUCUUUGGUUGGUAUUGUGGUGGAAGCCUGUUCACCUUAUGGUAAUCAUUUCUAAGAUGUUCUUUGCAGGUGUCUCAUUGUUCGCGGCACUUGGCUUUUUACUAUAUGGAGGAAGGCUUUUCCUGAUGCUUCAACGAUUUCCAGUAGAAUCUAAAGGGCGGCGCAAGAAGCUACAAGAGGUUGGAUACGUGACAAGCAUAUGCUUUACAUGUUUCCUCAUCAGAUGCAUCAUGAUGUGCUUUGAUGCGUUUGACGAUGCAGCAGAUCUCGAUGUCUUAGAUCACCCAAUCCUAAACUUCAUAUACUAUCUGUUGGUGGAGAUAUUACCUUCGUCUCUGGUCCUCUUUAUCCUAAGAAAGCUUCCACCAAAACGCGGUAUCACACAGUACAGUCCAAUCCACUGAACAUGUUCAGAUAAUCGAAACACUGAGGUACCGGUAAAUCGAGGGGUUCUUGUUCCUUUCAUAGAAAAAGAUGUACAUUGUAAGGGGGGUUGCAGAACAAUGUGGUUGUGAUGUCUCUCUAACUAAUUCGAUGUGGUUGAUUAGUAAGUAUAGUCUCUCUUGUUUAUACAGAUCCAAAGUAGUUUGGUGAUAUAUGGACCUUGGCUUGUCAUUCCAGUCGAAGUAGUCUUGACUGGUUGGUGUUAUUCUACUGGUCUUUUUCCACCUCUGUCUACUGAAAGUUAGGUGAAAUUUUCCAAGAACU
Molecule: messenger RNA, 1355 nt
Organism: Camelina sativa (false flax)
Lineage: Eukaryota; Viridiplantae; Streptophyta; Magnoliopsida; Brassicales; Brassicaceae
Product: protein TOM THREE HOMOLOG 1
Source: RefSeq, a predicted model, not a curated record